AUGGGUUGUAUACAGAGUGUUACUUGGUGUCCGAAAACGACGUUGAAAAUUAUGACCAUUUUUUUGGUAACGAAUCUCUUGAAGGCCGACAAGGAAAAUGUAGUUUUUGGUGUAGGUCUAGUAAGAUUUGCCAACGCACCCUGUACUAGUUCAAGUAAUUUAAUAGGAACCUGCUAUAGACGAAGGCAAUGCAAUGACAUCAACGGGGGAGCAUCUGGAAUAUGCGCAAAUGGAAUUGGAGUUUGCUGUGUCUUCGUAAGAACCUGCGGCGGAAGUUCACCUUACAAUAGUACAUAUUUUACGAAUGCGGAUUAUCCCAGUGCAGUUACAACAAGUACCAGCUGUGUUAUGAUUAUACAGAGAGCAACUAGUAACACUUGUCAGGUCAGAAUAGACUUUCUGAGCUUUAUUCUGGCCCAGCCAAAUGCAACGGGAAUCUGCAAUACCGACGCGCUGAUAAUAACAGGUGGCGCUGGAUCACUGCCCAUUAUAUGCGGUGAUAACACUGGCCAACACAUUUACGUAGAUUUUAAUGGAAACAACAACAUUAUCAUGACCAUUACAACAACAGCCGGAGAUGUUGGCAGAAUAUGGAACUUUUUGGUUACUCAAAUCGCUUGUGAUUGUCCCACUAGAGCUCCAUCCGGAUGUUUACAAUUUUAUAACACAACCACUGGUACCAUAACAAGUUUAAACUAUGGUGUUGGAAGUAACAUUAUAGAUAAUACAACGGGGUUACCUGGCACCAGACAACUGGUAAAUCAAAAUUACGGAGCCUGCGUUAAUAUGCUGCCAGGAUUUUGUUCGAUCCAAUGGUCUUCAAACGGAUUUAUGGUAAGCGGUAUUCCAAAUCUAGGAUUUGACGCUUUAACAAAUGGCGAUUGUACUACAGAUUUCGUGGUUAUAGCAAAUCCGUCAUAUGUCGGUGGAACUCCAGUUAAUUCAGAUCGUUUUUGUGGAACAUCCUUUAAUACAGUCACCACUGCAUCAAAACCGUUUGUUUUGUACGUGAUUACAAAUGGAGAUGAACAAAAUGAUGUCGCUAACACUGGAUUUUCGUUAAGCUUCACUCAACAAGCAUGUUCUAAUAAUCUAUUUGGAUGAAAUAUACAUUGUAAUAUAAAAAUUAAAAUAAAG
Psylliodes chrysocephalus is the source of this 1137-nucleotide messenger RNA. The record is from the annotation of a GenBank genome assembly. NCBI's taxonomy places the organism in Eukaryota, Metazoa, Arthropoda, Insecta, Coleoptera, Chrysomelidae.